AGUAACAAAAGUUGAUCCUCUUAUAAUUAAUGUGCGUCGUCAACUAGCUAGCGCUAGCGAGACCAAAAAUCAAAAGCCAAGGCCGCCGGCCAGGUUCAAUCAUCAUCGAUCAUAUCCAUCACAUGCAAUGAGCACCUCCGGAGGCUCCUUACAGCACACCACUGGAAAACACCCAACCUUACAUGGAAUACGUAGCAGGAACGGGAAAUGGGUGGCUGAGAUUCGUGAACCGCGUAAAACCUCACGUAUUUGGCUUGGAACUUACCCAACGCCCGAGAUGGCUGCAGCUGCUUACGACGUGGCAGCUUUGUCCCUCAAGGGUCGUGAUGCCAUGUUGAAUUUUCCUGACUUGGUUGGAUCAUAUCGCGUCCCCGAGUCCCCUGAGCCAGCCUUGAUAAGGAGUGCGGCUGGUGACGCUUCCGAGUUGGCGAAACAGUUCAUGGAGAGGGAAACCCAUCACCGGACUCAUCAUGUACGUGGUACUUAUAAUAAUGAGAAUAACAUGAAUGAUGAUCAGUUCAUAGAUGAAGAAGCAAUAUUUGAUAUGCCGAAUUUGUUGGUGGAUAUGGCGGAGGGAAUGCUGGUGAGUCCGCCACGACAGAUCAUCACUACGGAUGAUCGCUCGUUAGGGGACUCUUCUGAGUGUGACAACUUAUGGAGCUAUUAAUUAAUUAGUCGUACGUUUCAAUUGGUUGUUCAUAUUACACUUUGGAUAAGACAUUUUUGUUGUUCUUUCAUGCAUAGAUGUUGUAUCAUGCAUAUAUAUAGUCUAUAAAUAAAUAAGUCCAAUUUAAUGAUACAAAGGUGGUUUAAGAAAA
This is a messenger RNA of Erigeron canadensis, 818 nucleotides long. RefSeq names its product ethylene-responsive transcription factor ERF025-like. Lineage: Eukaryota; Viridiplantae; Streptophyta; Magnoliopsida; Asterales; Asteraceae. The transcript has a single exon. Gene Ontology annotation, molecular function: DNA binding; DNA-binding transcription factor activity. The record is from RefSeq and is a predicted model, not a curated record. The coding region runs from base 128 to 667 and encodes 179 amino acids. Gene Ontology annotation, biological process: regulation of DNA-templated transcription.